AUGUACAAAUAUAAGGACCAAUUUGAUAUGUUAAUAAAAUUUAUAUAAGUGAUUAAAUUAAUUCAUCGUCAAUCUUAGAAUUAAUGUGAUAUAAUUUAACAGUGUAAAUUCACAUUAUAAUCUGGAACAUAAAAUUAAAUCCAAAUGAAUAUUUAAAUAUUUAAUCCAGAAGUUUAAUCUUUAUAACAGUGAAUAAAAGGUCGAUAAAAAUUAUAGCAUUAAAAUUGUUAAACGUGCAGAUGGACCAGCCAAAUUUGAUUGUAUUUCUUGCUCAAUUAAAUCACAAAGAAUAUAUCUGGCUCUUGUUAAAGUUUGCAUUUGUCCAUAUAAUAUUGAUGAAAAAAUCUGCAAAACUUGUCAGAAAAAUACAUAAAUUUAAUUAAUUAUCAAAAAUGAUAUAAAAAAUUAUUGUUAAAAUUGA
This is a messenger RNA of Paramecium primaurelia, 421 nucleotides long. NCBI's taxonomy places the organism in Eukaryota, Ciliophora, Oligohymenophorea, Peniculida, Parameciidae. The record is from the annotation of a GenBank genome assembly.